AUGUCCCGUCUUCCUGCAUCUCAUACAAAUCUCUAUCGGUCCCAGUCUCCCGUGAGCGUCGCCAAGUCCGAUACGACGUACCAUAGCUUCUACGAUAUUGAGUUAUUCGAACCUGGUUCACCUGUAGCAACAACCCGAAAAGUAUCCAAGCAGGAUGAUGCAUCUUCACCCAAGUCCAUAACCCGACAUGAUUCGGGUUACGAAUCCAUGUACUCAGGAUCUUCCCACGGGCUCAGCUCUAACGUCUUGCAUCGCAACACUUCGCAGAGUCGUCAUCAAAAACGGCCUAGCCUCCAACGCGCAGCCAAGUCAACACCUGUAUCCUAUCCUAGGCGACUUAGUGAGCACUCCGUCUGUAUGACAACAGCACAGCAGCAGCAGCAGCACCAGUCAAAUUCAUACUAUUACUUCCCUUCGCCUGAAGACAUCACCAGUCAGGAUGAGACGGCCGAGGAAAUACACCCGCCUCCACCGCAGACGACGCAUUAUUGGAUGAGCGACCACACGCGCCGUCUCGAAUACGCCGCUAUCGACGCAGCUAGUCGUGGUAUAAAGGGAUGGGUGAUGAAGCACGUGGUCCCGGAUUGCUUUGUGCCCAAGGAGAACCGGCGGCUCACCUUCGACGAUGACACGGGGAGCGUGAGGCGAUACCGGCUGGAACUCGAACUCGACGAUGAUGACGACGACAGCAUCAAGAAAGGCAAGCGCGGAAAGAAACUAGGCUGGUUAUUUGGGCGAUGA
This is a messenger RNA of Xylaria bambusicola, 741 nucleotides long. RefSeq lists its product as uncharacterized. Lineage: Eukaryota; Fungi; Ascomycota; Sordariomycetes; Xylariales; Xylariaceae. The transcript has a single exon. Bases 1 to 741 code for a protein of 246 amino acids. The record is from RefSeq and is a predicted model, not a curated record.